Daldinia loculata is the source of this 1274-nucleotide messenger RNA. RefSeq lists its product as uncharacterized. The record is from RefSeq and is a predicted model, not a curated record. Lineage: Eukaryota; Fungi; Ascomycota; Sordariomycetes; Xylariales; Hypoxylaceae. The transcript has a single exon. Bases 1 to 1218 code for a protein of 405 amino acids. Gene Ontology annotation, molecular function: protein binding.
AUGGCAUCGAAAUUCAACUCCCCAUUUGGCUUGACAGCUAUCCCAAGAGAACUAAGAGGUCUCAUAUAUGAUAACCUCGAAGACGAGGAUCUCGCGCCUCUGGCACAGACUUGCCAGCAAAUACGUAGUGAAGUCUUAUCUCGCAUGCCAGGAGGUCGCUUUAUCGAUUUCGAUGGAGUUCAUAACGACUCAGAACUCAGAAGCCAAAUUCACGAAACCAUCGAAAUCAAGAACCUCGAUCUUAUCGCCGAACCAUGGUACUCUUCUGGAUCAGCACUAAAAAUCGGAGUUACGUGGAAACCAAGGAACGAAGACUAUAUACGCUGGAGGACUUCAUAUUGGACCAUCCGCGACCUAUCGUCGCCAAUGGCACGGUACAUAUACCUAUAUUGCCCCGAUGCCAUUUCAAUCACACUUCAGGCAGCUACUAAGGGGUAUUUUCUACUUGCCUUAUUGAUCCUACGGACAAAAAUGUUCGACAUAUGCCGAAUUCUGAAGACUGUCAAACGCGAUUUAUGCUUCACACCGAGUACUUUGAAUAUACGAUUCUGCGGUGGAAGAGAUCCGGAUCGCCCCAACUCAGUUCGCAGGCCCUUCUGGGAGAUGCGGCCACGAUGCGUUUUCCCGAAUUGGAUAAUUCGUCAGAAUAAAUGGAAAGACACGAUCACCAAAAAGUCACAUCAGGACAGAGAGGUUUAUCCUUUCUUUUACGAGUGUUUAAUGCUUCCUCUAAUAUCAUAUGGCGGGGAGGUCUCUGUGCACAUCGAAUUUGACUCGCCACCCGACCAUCGACGAACUUCUUUUCGAGACUGGAUAUUUUAUUCCCUCCACCACAUGGCACGAACGAGGUAUCUUGGCUUCGGGAAACUAUUCGAUUUCGCAGACUACUGUUAUCAUCUCCACUUGAAAGACAUCGAUUAUUCUGGGAAUGAUUACACAGGAAGCUUUGAAAAUGUCAUGGAAUGUCUGGAAGAAUUCACGGAGGACACCGACGCCUUCUUGAAAAACGCUAGGUGUCAAGAGGCAGACCAGCUACGAUCAUAUCUGAGAAGGAUGAGGCAAGCACCGAUUUGCAAUCCUUUUGCUGGGCCACUGGAGGGAAAUCCAUUCGAGGAACAGGAUGCGGUACAAAUGAGAUAUGAGACAUAUAUCUGGAGAUGCUACGGGGAGGACAAUGCUAUGAGACAGAAGCUUAUUGAAUGGGCUAUGGAAGAAUAGGUUGCUUGACAUGUUGCAGUCAUAUUUCGGCAGGUUAUCAUAGCGUUGUAUUAGGA